UAAGAAAAUCAAGAUAAAAAAAAUUAAGAGCAAAUAAUAUUUUCCUGAACCAAUUUAUAUGGGUAAUAGAGCCUACACCAAAAUAAUGGAUUAAUAAUAUUGAAGAAACAAAAUGUUUUUAUUUAAAAGAUUAUUUUUAAAAAACGGUUUCACUUUAAUUAAAUAAAGUUCAGCUCAUUAAAUUUAGCUUGCAGUUUAAAUGAAACAUACAAAGUUUGUUAAAAGGACGUUUAUAGUGCAUUUAACUCCACAAAUUCUACAUAAUAUUUGAAUCAGAUUCGUUUUUCAAGAUUACACGCAAUAUUAUUACCCGGUGCAAUAUAACCAGACUUUGCACACCUACAACAUAUGUCCAGGAUAUUUUAAACUUUACAAACUUGUCACAAUGAAUAUCCUCGAGUCAAUAUCAAUUCCGCAUCGCCUAUUCCAACUGUGCAACCUGUCACAAUUAAAGUUAGAAAAAAAGACAUGGUCAACAGCAAAGAGCCGAUUCUUGGAAAUAUACUCAUACAUCGUAGUGCUAUGCUCAACAGCUUUAUUACUUUAUGGUAUAUUUGUUCCAACUAAAGUUGCAAAUAAAUUGUCAAGUGACAUAGGAAAAACUAUGGAUUUUAUACAAUUGGUAAGCAUUCGAAUAGCCCACAUUGCGUGUGUCAUUGAAACACUAUGCCGUCGCAACGAACAGCAGAUGCUUCUCAAAAGGAUUCAAGAAAUCGAUAGAUUAUUUGAAAUAUCACUAAACAUUGAUGUUGACAAUCGAAAAUUUCGAUCAAAAAAUUUAAAAUCUGGACUUGCAAUGAUAACUUUAUAUUUAUCUUGUGAAAUAUGUAUAAUAUUAGUGACAGUCUAUGGACCAUCUCCAGACCUCGUCAGUUUUUGGAUACUUUACUUUGUGCCUUUUAUAAUUUGUGGCAUACGAUACUUUCAAUAUUUUAUAUUCAUUGCUAUUAUAAAGCAACGUUUUAGAAAACUUAUUGAUGUCCUUGCAAAUGUAAGUUUGCUUAAUGCAAACAAACUAUCAGAGAAAGAAAAACUAUACAACGGAAAAGUUCCAGCCACAGUAAAAUUGGUGAAAAAUUUGAACAAGUUUAAUAAAAAUCUAUAUCGUAAUGGCUUUGAUUUGACAAAUCUACUUGUAAUUCGAGAUAUUUAUAAUCGUUUAUGGGAACUAUCAAUUUUAGUAAACAAAUGUUUUGGACUAUCGAUUUUAGUGAUUGUUGGUAUGGAUUUCUUGGCUAUUACUUCGAACUUAUAUUGGAUAUUUUUGAACUUGAACAAGUAUUCAACAGUGUAUGAGGGAUUUGUUCGUGUGAUUGCAAGUGCAAUAUGGUCACUAUCACAUGUGUUUAAUAUAUUGACAAUUGCAUUAAUGUGUCAUAAAACAGUUGAGAGUACCUCUGAAAUAGCAUUAGGUGUUCAUAGGAUUCAAAUCGAUUUAUAUAACGACAAUCAUAAUUCAUUGAUCGAACAGUUUUCUCUACAAUUAAUUCAUCAAAAACUACAUUUUACAGCAUUUGGAUUUUUCACGAUUGAUUGCAGUUUACUUUACACCAUUGUUGGAGCUACUACAACUUAUUUGAUUAUAUUGAUUCAAUUUCAUAUGAGUGAACAGAAGGAAAUAACAGCCAAAACUUCACCACCAGCAACUGAUCAUUAAAUUCAAAAACUAACUUGAAUUCAAAAACUUUUCUUAAUU
Molecule: messenger RNA, 1696 nt
Organism: Episyrphus balteatus (marmalade hoverfly)
Lineage: Eukaryota; Metazoa; Arthropoda; Insecta; Diptera; Syrphidae
Gene: Gr2a
Product: putative gustatory receptor 2a
Exons: 5
Coding region: 386-1657 (423 amino acids)
Biological process (GO): sensory perception of taste
Cellular component (GO): membrane; axon; neuronal cell body
Source: RefSeq, a predicted model, not a curated record